GACUUACGUGUGCAUUUCGAUCGAUAAAAUCGUCAAGACUUUUGAGCCCUAAGCAAUUCGGUUUAUGAUUGUAACUAUUACUGUACGGAAGACUUCGUAAUUUUUGAGAUUUUGUUUUUGUCAGUAAUAUAGUUUCAUUACUUUGAACUGAAAAAGUUUUGAAAAUGAAUGUGGAGGACAACUAUUGUGGUUUCUUUGAAGGAACUGAAAAACUGUUAGAAAUGUGGUUUAGCUGCAGUGAUGGCGACAUGGAAGAUUGCGAUGUGCGGAAAAUUCCAAGGGCUGCACUGGAGUCAUUGUUGAAGUUAGUGAAGUGUGAAAUAAUUAGCUUCAAGAAAAAUGAACAAAUUGAUGCAUAUGUUCUUAGCGAAAGCAGCAUGUUUGUCUCCAAAAGUCGCUUUAUUUUGAAGACGUGUGGUUCGACUACACUACUAAGAGCCGUUCAACCUCUGUUGUACUUGGUGCAGGAAUAUACAGGGUUUGAUGAAGUCCUGGAUAUUUUCUACUCCAGAAAGAAUUUUAUACGUCCGGAGCUGCAGCUGCAACCACAUACAAGUUUUGAAGAUGAGGUUGGUGUUUUAGAUGGAUUAUUUGAAGAUGGAGCUGCUUACUGUUUGGGUCGUGUCAACCAGGAUUGCUGGUACUUGUACACAUUGAACCCUCCUGAUAAUUUUGUGGGUGUACAGGCUCCAGAUCAGACUUUGGAAGUCAUUAUGCAACAACUAGACUCUAAAAUCAUGAGAAUCUUCACGAAGAAAGUCUGCAGUACUGCUCAAGAAGCCACCCACCGAUCGGGCAUUGACAUGCUGUUCCCUGGUAUAGUUAUUGAUGAUUUUCUCUUUGAUCCUUGUGGAUAUUCAAUGAAUGGUCUGCUGAAAGGAGGCUAUUACAUUACCAUCCAUAUCACACCCGAGCCUCAUUGUUCCUAUGUCAGCUUUGAAACUAAUGCUCCACAGGAAUCCUAUCAAGAUCUGAUUCUAGGACUGAUGAAAACGUUCAACCCAGGAAAAUUCACUAUGACUGUGUUUGCAAACAAGGCUUCUGUUGCUGCUAAUGCUCCUUCAGAGUGUCAGGAGUGUCACUUUAAGAACUACCAACGCAAGGAGUUGCAGCUGUGCGAGUUUAAGAACUACAAUCUCACUUACGCACUGUUUGCAAAGGCUCCCAGUUGAUUCCUAAAGUACCACCUGUCUGGACGUAUCUUGUGUUUUAUAUCUCCUUUUUAUAAUGCCACCAGAUUAAUGUUUGUAGAACUUUGUAUCACAGCAGACCUUUUGUGGGAGAGGGUUUCUUGAUAAAUUUUGCAGUUUUUCAUUUCUGAUUUGCCCAAGGGGGAAAAUACGAAGUUUAAGUUUGAGCUUGUUCAGUUUGCUCACAUGAAUGUCAGACUGAACGUCUGUCGUGGUUCAGAAGUAGGUGGUUCUUACACCAUCGAGUGGUGCACGAUAGAAUCAAGAGGUGUCAUGCAUAUGAGGGUACUUGUUUACUUAUUUCUGUUUAUCAUGAUGUUGGAACAUGGGGAUCUAUGAAAUGUUUGAUCUGAGAAGGAUCACGUUCAGAGUCGGUUAGCAUUUCGGAUCAGAAAGUACGUAGAGUUCAAGUGGAAUGUUUAGAUUUUUCGACUAACAGAAUUAACCAGCUAAUUUCCUACGUUUAUUUUACGUCAAGUUGUUCAUAUUGGAGAGUGUGAAGUCUGUAGUUUUAGCAAAAAUUUCAAGGUAAUGUUUAGUUUAACUACAUUAUCUUCAUUAGAGAAAACCUAUGUUAGAUAUAAUUGAUGAUUUCUUCUUAUUAUUAUUAUUAUUAUUUUCUUUUUUAGGUUUUCAUAGUUAUAAUUCUUGUGUUCUGUAACUCUUACCAAGUCCGGCCUGUUAGUCGUGUAACACGAGUGUUAUCCGAGUUGGUUUAUGGCUCUACUGCUGAUAUUUUGAUGGGGUUCACGGUAUACAAAGGUGUAUAAAACUGUUAUACUUCUUGCACUCUUUAAACAUUUGAAAGUGGAAGGUCAUUAGCAUAUCUGGCUGUAUCGCAAAGGUUGUGAAACGUGCUUCUCCAGGAAAGGGAUUUCUGUAAAAUUGUACAUGGACUAAAACGGAAGCAGAACCAAAGCCAUUCCUGUUAUAUCCUGGACUCUCUAUUUUAUUUUUUCCUAAAACACUUCUGUAUAAAUAUAAUUUUUAAUAUAAUCACUUUUUUAAAAGUGUAUCUUAUAGAAAACCAGACUGGACUGGAAUUUGGUCAUUAACAGGUUGCUUGAUUUGUUGGUAAACUUCAACAAUUGCUUAAAACACUUAUUUAAUUGCACAUGUUGCUGCUGUUAUAAACUGGUAUAACCACACAAAACACUGACUUGACUUAACCUAACCUAGAUGUUUCUCUAGAUUGUGAAGUAGAUAGAACAUUGCAAGAACUUUUCCAAGAAGAACAUUACAUUGUUUACACCUUUUUAAAAUGUUUGGUUUGUAUGUUAUCUCAAUAUGGAUGUAUUAUUAAUAUCGGCUCUCUUACUAUGUUAUUACAUAAGUAGUUAAUUAGUAUUCAAAUCUUGAUAUGUCCAGACACGUUGGUUUUUUUUUCUUGUAAUUUUUGUUUUCAAACUGGGCCUUUGGUUUUUCUUGGGUGAAAAGUUUCCAGUAUUCUUGUUGCUUUUUGUGUGGUUAGGUCUUUUUUCAAUGUAUUCAUAUUGUGGUUUAUCUUUUGGUUUAUAAGAUUGUAGUUAUUACUCGAUAAAUAAAUAAAUAAAGCCCAUUUUUUUCUGCUACA
Messenger RNA from Limulus polyphemus (Atlantic horseshoe crab), 2763 nucleotides. It is a transcript of the gene SamDC, whose product is annotated as S-adenosylmethionine decarboxylase proenzyme-like. Gene Ontology annotation, molecular function: adenosylmethionine decarboxylase activity. Gene Ontology annotation, cellular component: cytosol. The record is from RefSeq and is a predicted model, not a curated record. The transcript is spliced from 11 exons. Bases 165 to 1172 code for a protein of 335 amino acids. Lineage: Eukaryota; Metazoa; Arthropoda; Merostomata; Xiphosura; Limulidae. Gene Ontology annotation, biological process: spermidine biosynthetic process; spermine biosynthetic process.